Thyridium curvatum is the source of this 2055-nucleotide messenger RNA. RefSeq lists its product as uncharacterized. NCBI's taxonomy places the organism in Eukaryota, Fungi, Ascomycota, Sordariomycetes, Thyridiales, Thyridiaceae. The record is from RefSeq and is a predicted model, not a curated record. The transcript has 2 exons. The coding region runs from base 1 to 2055 and encodes 684 amino acids.
AUGGCGAAACUUAUCCUCCUUCCCCGUUCCCGCGCUGACUUCCGGCUCAAGAAACGGUGCAUCCACAACGAUGCAGCACAGGUCGAGGGAGACCACGACACCACCCCAUCUCGUCGCCCUCAGAAACAGCAGCGUCUUACUCCACAGAAGGCAAAUGGCUUCCGGCAGUCUCGGUCGCCGGACGUCAACGGCUCCGUUCACGAGCGAGACGAGGAUGCGUCCCAAGAGGCAGCAUCGCAACUAGUCGAGCUCUCGUCACGUUUCGUCUGUGACAUGAACCCCGAGGGCAUGUUUAUCCAGGCGGCAACCGCACCUGCAUCCAAAAUCAACGAGUCAUCGUACAGGUCAAAAAGCGAAAUCGGCACCUGGAUCGCCCCCGAGCAGUCGGAGGACGCUCCCAUCAUACCCAACACCAUCCCCAGGAUAUCCAGCCCCGAGCGGAAGCCCACAAUCCACCGCUCCGAGGCCGACGGAUCUCUCAAGUCCGACAAGGCUUUGGCCUAUGAGCGGGCGAAGAACGACUACCUCUGGGAUGAGUGUCUGGUGCUGAUGCCGCCCGAAGCAGACUUCAAGGCCCUCAAAACCCUGUUCCUGGACGAGAUCCACCCGAUCCUGCCUGUCUUUGUCGAGUCCGAUCUCAACUGGGAGGGUCCACCAACGGUGUACAUCACUGUCAUGAGGCAGGUCAUCGCCUUUGCCGCCGCGACGAAUCCCAAGAUGGCCAAACACCUUCGGCUCCGUCCCGACGGGCCCGUUCUCAAGGCUCGAGAAUUCCGUCGGCGCUUGUCCAAUGCCAUUCUGGCAGUCGCAGAUGGCGAACUGAUCUCCUACCGUGUCGAUCUCAUCCGUAUCCUGAUCAUGAUGGCCUUUUACUUCCAGCCGACGACAGCCAAGGAGAGGAGUCGAGCCUCCUUUCUCUGCACACAGGCUGCGCAUCACCUCCACAACCUCGGCGCACAUCUCCUGGGAUACAGGUGCCCGAAGAAGGCCGAGAACAUCGAGUCGUUGUUCCUAGCCAUGUGGGCCGUGGACCGGGUCGGGUCUGCGUGGUACUCCCGGCCAUGUAUCAUGCACGAGCGGGACAGUGACAGAGACAUUGACGAACACAUCAAGUUGCAGCCGCCCGCGUCUCGUCUGUUCCUUCGCGUGGUUCAGUCGCUCGACAAGAUUGUCCAGCUUUAUCGGCCAAAACAGCCGUUCCAGUACAUCGACAUUCCGAUCUUCGAGGCCCUUAUCACACAAGAAGGAGCCACCAAGUUGCCCUCCAAGAUUUUAGGAACAAUCGAAGUCUUCUACCACGCCGUCUGCGUGCUCUCCUGCCGCCAGCCCUUCAGCGACUUCUCCGACACCUCGGCGACGGACGACACGUCCCACCUCCCCCACCCCGUGAUCAACCCGCGGCGCUCGCUCUCGGCCGACCGCAUCGUCUGGGCCGUGCAGAACGAGGACAUCGCGCCGCUGCCCUUCGUCCCCUACGCCGUCUCCCUGGCGCUGACGGUGCAGUACCGCAAGAUGCGCUACAGCAAGACGCCCAUGUACCGGGCGCGCGCGACCGCCGCGUUCAAGGAGAUCGUGGCCGUGCUCAAGAAGUACGGCGACGUCUACUCGAGCGCCCGGCUCAACGUGCAGCUCGGCGAGAGCAUCCUGCGCGAGAUGAACAAGACGGCGUGCACCCUUGUGCGGGAGGAGCCGGAACAGGGGCAAGGGAGCUUGAGCGAUGCUGGCUGCAGGGUGAACGAGGGUUCAGUCGGUCCUCCGCGCGGUGGCGGCGGCGAUGAUGGGGUCUUGUUCAAUGGGGUAAACGGGGAGAACAGGUCGGCUGAGCCGGGGCAGCUGAGCGUCGUGGCGGCGGCUCAGCCGAACGCGCUGCCGCUGAACGCCGAGCUGGACCCCUUUGACCCGGCGAUACUGGAUAACCUGAGCGUGGAUGUGGAUCUGUUUGGGUACUUUGAUCCCAACUUUGACUUGGGGGCCAUCGACACCGCGCUCGAGGCUAAUCUCGAUAUGGGCAUCCCUCAGAACUGGACGAGUACGUGGAAUCACUUUGGGUCGUGA